AUGGCCCUGUCUGCCACAUCGUCCAUCGACUUCCGCGAGGAUGUGCCCAACAGCAAGCGUCGGGAGGACACGAAGAUUACCGAGAGUGUCGCCACCAUCUCCAUACACGAGGAGCCCAACGAAAGCCGUCGGAAUGACACGGUAACCGAGAGUGUCGCCACCAUCUCCAUACACGAGGAGCUCAACGAAACCCGUCGGAAUGACACGGUAACCGAGAGUGUCGCCACCAUCUCCAUGCACGAGGAGCCCAGCGAAACCCGUCGGAUUGACAAGGUAACCGAGAGUGUCGCCACCAUCUCCAUACACGAGGAGCCCAGCGAAACCCGUCAGAUUGACAAGGUAACCGAGAGUGUCGCCACCAUCUCCAUACACGAGGAGCCCAGCGAAACCCGUCAGAUUGACAAGGUAACCGAGAGUGUCGCCACCAUCUCCAUGCACGAGGAGCCCAGCGAAACCCGUCGGAUUGACAAGGUAACCGAGAGUGUCGCCACCAUCUCCAUACACGAGGAGCCCAGCGAAACCCGUCAGAUUGACAAGGUAACCGAGAGUGUCGCCACCAUCUCCAUGCACGAGGAGCCCAGCGAAACCCGUCGGAUUGACAAGGUAACCGAGAGUGUCGCCACCAUCUCCAUGCACGAGGAGCCCAGCGAAACCCGUCAGAUUGACAAGGUAACCGAGAGUGUCGCCACCAUCUCCAUGCACGAGGAGCCCAGCGAAACCCGUCGGAUUGACAAGGUAACCGAGAGUGUCGCCACCAUCUCCAUACACGAGGAGCCCAGCGAAACCCGUCAGAUUGACAAGGUAACCGAGAGUGUCGCCACCAUCUCCAUGCACGAGGAGCCCAGCGAAACCCGUCAGAUUGACAAGGUAACCGAGAGUGUCGCCACCAUCUCCAUGCACGAGGAGCCCAGCGAAACCCGUCGGAUUGACAAGGUAACCGAGAGUGUCGCCACCAUCUCCAUACACGAGGAGCCCAGCGAAACCCGUCAGAUUGACAAGGUAACCGAGAGUGUCGCCACCAUCUCCAUGCACGAGGAGCCAGACGAGGGGCCUGAAGAGCUGCACUACGAGAUGAGCGCCAGCACCGGACUCAACGCAACCACGCAGAAGGAUGACAUCGAAUUCCAAGUGGUGGACGAUAUCGCAUCGAAAUCGGAGAGGAGUGUGCCGUACCAGGUUGAGGACAGUCGCAAGAACCUCGACGGACUCGCAUCCACGCAACAGGAGGAAGGUGCCGCUUCACCGCAGCUGCCGUCCCAGGGCGGGGUGGCAGCAGCGCCAACCAGUGAUAUCUACGCCCUCAACCCUCCGCCCUCUCGCCUGUCACAGCGGGCUGCCAAGGCCGCGCAGACACCUCGCUCGCUCAGCAGCGCUCCCAUCACGCCGAGAACCCGGUCGGGAACCAGCACGUACCGCCCACCGGCUCAGCAGCAGGAGGCCAAAGAGAACGAGGACGCUGAGGUGCAGCCGCUGGUCUAUGGUGGCGAGAGCGCACCUGCUCCGGAGACCGCGACCGCGCCGACACCAGUCAGCCUGGUCGUUACGGAGCACAAGCGGCAUUUCCCGGGCAACAAGUGGGAAAGUGUGGUGGCAGCCUCGCUCGAUGUGGUGAAGCGGACCGUGUGCAACGAGACGGCGGACGCGAUAGGGGUGGAGUCGCAGUACGUACAGGUGCUGAAUGUGGGGGCGACGGCGACAGGCAUGACUUGUGACAUCAGUGUUGGCCAUGCCCCCACCAUGACGGCGAGCGAGGUCGAUGAGAAGCUGAGCAGCUACCCCUACGAGACAACGAUAACGCUGCCGGACAUCCUCACAGCCAGCAGUGAGCAUCCGCAGUACGGCCUCGGCGGUGCCCUUGCCCCCUGGGAGGGCACGCAGGCGGCAGCGGGCGCGCAUGAGCAGCAGGUGGAGGAGGAGGAAGAAGAGAGGUACGCCCCAGUUGGAGUGCCGAAGGCGGCUCCAACGAAGCCGAAGAGAAAGACAAAAAAAGCACACAGGAAACUCAAAAACGGCUCGGCGGCCUCACAUGCCCGGAAGGCCACAGCUCGCGUCUCGGGCCCCCCAAUCCCCAAGAAGUUGGGGCUCAGGACGCUUCCCAAAGUGCUCGUCACGCCGCGGAUCUACCAUUACCGCGCGCCACGCCCAGGCGCGGAGCGUAGCACGGACAAGGGGAGCAUCCUCUACUUGGAUCCCAGGGAGAGUACUGAGGGGCUCGGCAGCCGUUACUCGGUCUCCGCUGCGACGCCGCACCGCGGCACAAACGCCGUAAAUGGCGUAAACGGCAGUCGUAGUCCAUCCGCUCCGACUUACCCCAGCGCGUCCGUCAGAAAUUCGGCGCACAUCCCACCACAGCGCGUGGAGCGCGGCGUCGUCUCGCUGGCGCUACGUAAGCGCCAGAUUAUCCAGGCGGUGCCGGCGGUACCGCCUCCGCAGCAGCAGCAGCAACGCGCAAUGGCAGCGCCCUCAGACGAUGCCAGCGCGCACCGCUAUAUGAACGGAGUCGAUCACACGGCUAACACGCACUCAGUCUCCCGCCGCUCCCGUUCCCGCUCCCCAAAGCAGCUGGCGCUCGCCCCGGGGACGGACUCGGCGUCGGAUGCGGCUCCCGAAGAGGCGGCAGUGACGGCGACACCCAUGGCCGCCAGCGGCUCUGCGGCCGAUCAGGAAGACUACAUUCCCAUGGCUGAAGGUGUCGAGAAGGCGGCAGACGCAGAAGAGUUGCUGCAGAAGAAACAGAAGGCAGUGGCAGAGUACGACACUGUUGAUGACGAGGACGAUCCUGUUCCGGCCCCCGCGCCCAACCCGUUUGUGUAG
This is a messenger RNA of Leishmania mexicana MHOM/GT/2001/U1103, 2814 nucleotides long. RefSeq lists its product as hypothetical. Bases 1 to 2814 code for a protein of 937 amino acids. The transcript has a single exon. The record is from RefSeq and is a predicted model, not a curated record. NCBI's taxonomy places the organism in Eukaryota, Euglenozoa, Kinetoplastea, Trypanosomatida, Trypanosomatidae.